AUGAGCAUGGAUGAGUGCGCCCCCUCCUCUCGCCGCUCCCUGCUGUCGUGCCUGGUCGGAGGGUCCCAGGUCCUGGGGCUGGCGGCCGUGGUCCUGACCGGGGUGUGGAUGGGCCGCUACAGGGGGGGCUUUGCGUGGGACGGCUCAGCGCUGCAGUUCAACCUUCACCCCCUCUGCAUGGUCCUUGGACUGGUGUUCCUGCAGGGAGAUGCGGUGUUGGUGUACAGAGUGUUCCGGAACGAGUCCAAGAGGAAUGUGAAAAUGCUGCAUGGGAUCAUUCACCUGUUUGCACUUAUUAUCAGCGUCGUUGGUAUCGUGGCAGUGUUUGACUUCCACAAAGCUGCAAAGAUCCCGGACAUGUACUCUCUGCACAGCUGGUGCGGCCUGGCCACGCUGGUGCUCUUCUGCGUACAGUGGGUGCUCGGUCUGAUGUUUUUCAUGUUUCCUGUGGCGUCGGCAUGGUUACGGGCCAUGUACCUCCCCUUGCAUGUGUUCUGUGGAGUGAUGCUGCUGGUGAUGUCCAUCGGGAGCUGUCUGCUGGGCAUCACAGAGAAACUGCUCUUCAGCAUCAUGGGGACGUACUCUCAGCUGCCAGCAGAGGGCGUGCUUGCGAACUGUCUGGGAGUGGUGUUGGUGUGCUUUGGGGUCCUGCUCAUCUUUAUUCUGACUAAUGAGGAAUACAGACGCCCCCCAAACCCAGAGGAGGAGGCCCUGUCUGUGCACUUCAAGACCCUGACAGAGGGCGCCUCCUCACCUACGCCCUAA
This is a messenger RNA of Knipowitschia caucasica, 765 nucleotides long. Lineage: Eukaryota; Metazoa; Chordata; Actinopteri; Gobiiformes; Gobiidae. The record is from the annotation of a GenBank genome assembly.